Morus notabilis is the source of this 717-nucleotide messenger RNA. RefSeq lists its product as uncharacterized. The record is from RefSeq and is a predicted model, not a curated record. The transcript has 3 exons. Lineage: Eukaryota; Viridiplantae; Streptophyta; Magnoliopsida; Rosales; Moraceae. Bases 1 to 717 code for a protein of 238 amino acids.
AUGCAUCUAAACAAGGCCCUAGAUUCCGACACUGAUAGAGCUGUUUUGUUAUCUAACGUUGGCUCUAAGCCUACAGAGUUGUACAGAUUUGCUUUCCAUGAUGAUAAUGACGAAAUCAUCGAGAACAUGAGACGGAUUUAUCAGCCACCAAGUCAUCCAAGAGAUGAUAAUGACGAAAUCAUCGAGAACAUGAGACGGAUUUAUCGGCCACCAAGUCAUCCAAGAGUACAAACUCAAGUAGUGGGCCACUCCAAUGGAUUAACUUGCAUUUGUUAUGAACCUGAGUGGAAAUAUUUCUCUGAGUUGGCUAUGUGGAAUGCAAGGAAGGACGCGAAGUUGGCUAUAUGGAAUCCGUCAAUCCAUAGGUUUAAGUGGGUACGGAUGUUGCCUAACAUAAGAACUAAAACUUUCACUUCUGAGGUAAUGGUUUACACUUCCAGAUCAGAUGUUUGGAGGAGAAUUCCAGCUUUACCUGCUAUCUAUUCCACUUUUGAAGUAGCAAGGGGAUUUUUAGAAGAGAAAACUAUCAAGUGUGUGUUCCUUAAUGGCCAUUUCCAUUUGUUGAUGGAGGAUAUUCAAGAUUUCUCAUGGAAGAUUUUAGCAUUUGACAUUGAGAAUGAUGAGUUUUCUGAUUUUGAACUGCCUGCAGAUCUAGAACCGAAUAAUGCAAUUCGUUUAGAAACACUGGGAGGUCAUCUCUAUUUGACAUUCGUUUAG